AAUGUUGAACCUGGAACAACAUUUUCAUGGUCUGGGAACAACACCGACACUAGGAUAUCAGAUCAUCCGCUCAGAACAGAGGGACUUCCACGAGUUUCUCUGAAUCGACAACAAUGAAACACCUCGCUGCACUUAUCCUGAUCGUCACCACAUCGCUGACCGUGCCCACACUCACUAAAGUGAUCGUGGAAGAAGGGAGCGCUGCCGUUCUGCCCUGUGCUCUCAGCAGCAAACAGGACAUCACUAAUGUCCUGUUUGACUGGAAGAAGGGUCAUCAGGAGGUGUUUAUGUAUGAUGCUGGUGUCCAUUACAAUAAUGGACGACCAGGCCAAGAUGGGCAGUUCAAAGGUCGGGUCUCUCACCUGGAAGAAGAACUGAAACACGGUAACGCCUCCAUAAGGAUCAACAACACCAGGGUGUCUGACAGUGGGAACUACACGUGUCUUUUUCCACGGCUCAACCCCCCGAGAACGUUCAGCGUGCAGCUCAUUGUCAGUCCCUCCUACAUGGACAGAUUAGCUGAAAACAUUCUUGGCGCGUCUAUGACACCAUAUACUGCCAUACUUAAUGUCACAGAGGACGGGGUGACGCUGAGAUGUGAGGUUCCAGGCGUUUUUCCCAAACCAAAGUUGGAGUGGGAGGACAGCAAUGGAAACGUUCUCCCUGCCGAGGAGCCACAGGUCUCUGAAAAGCGAGGACGCUACUACGUCUCCCUGAGAUCCACCGUUAGCAGGACAACAACUAACCUGUUUGUUUGCGUAGCCAGGCAGGAGGACAUCCACCACCAGACUAAAGCAGAGAUCUAUGUGCCCGAGAAAAUAUUUGAGGAAUGCAAAGUGUCAGAUCAGAUCAGUGUUCAUGGCUGGAGUGUUGUGCUUGGAAUUCUGAUUGGAGCUGUGGGAACGUUACUCAUGAUCGGCGCCAUCGGAACAUGUCAGAGAGAUCGCUGUGGACCGUACACCACAGUUCUGAGUCCCAGUACCUGUAGCAAGUGUGGAGAAACCGUGGACCAGAGCGGCCCCAACAGCCGUGACGCACCAACACCUGGGCCAGCUGUGCAAACAACACAUUUGAGUGAUACUCAAAGGUCAACUGAAAGGGGUCCUACAGACUCAUUCCAACGUGAACCUCAAACUGCAGAGCCCGUAAGUUUGAGCCAGUGUGGAGAAACAUCGGGCAAAGGUGGCACCAACGAGACAAACACAAACAUCACUCAGAAGUCGGCUGGGAAACUAAAACAUCUGACAACUCAAGAAAAGCCAGGAGCAGAACGUGCCAAGGAAAUAGGAUCCAAUGGAGAGAUAAAGUUAGACGUAGAGCGGGACAACAGGGACUGAUGGAGAUGUGAACCACUGUCUUACAUUCAGUCUGUGCAAAAGUCAUGAGCCAGCACUCAUAUUUGAUGUAAAAUUAGUACAGGAAUUAUUUAGAACAUAAAUUAUAUUUUUUUGGGAAUCACCAGAAAAAAUACCAAGCAGUGGUUAGCACUGUUGCCUCACAGCAGGAAGGUUCCUGGGUUUGAAUCCAUCAUGUGGUCUACGCAGGUUCUUUUGUGCCCUUUCCUCACAGUAUUUUAAAUAUUUGGGAGUGAUAAUACAUAAGGAUCUCUCAGAACUAUUAGAAAGAAAUUAUUCACCAAUACAAAAGAAAAUCGAGGAAGAUACAGCGAGAUGGAAUUUAAUCUAAUCUAAGUUUACAUUUGAGAAUAGAUUGGAAUAAAAUGAAUAUACUACCCAAAUUAUUAUAUUUAUUUCAAACAGUGCCAAUAGAAAUAAGCCAGGAACAAUUUAAUCAAUGGGACAAAAUGUUGUCAGACACAUAUGACAAAGUAAAAGGCUCCAAAUUAGAUAUAAAACCUUAAAGUUGGCUAAAAUAAGGGGGGGGGGCUUCCUUCUCUCUAGGAUUAUUAUUGGACAGCACAAUGAAGGCGGAUGACAUGUUGGUGUAAUCCUUCAUACGAUGCUCAGUGGAGGGUCUGACCUCCAUCCACAUACAAGCUGUUAUAGCAGACAGUAGCCUGCAAGAUGUUAUAGACACUAUUGAAAAUACACAGUUAUUACAGACAGUCGUAUGCUGGCAUUAGGCAGUUUCACCUCUGAUAAACGGCAUCAUCUGUAAGUAAUAUUGUUUGUUAUCACUGGGAUG
Molecule: messenger RNA, 2145 nt
Organism: Haplochromis burtoni (Burton's mouthbrooder)
Lineage: Eukaryota; Metazoa; Chordata; Actinopteri; Cichliformes; Cichlidae
Product: butyrophilin subfamily 3 member A2
Exons: 8
Coding region: 114-1337 (407 amino acids)
Source: RefSeq, a predicted model, not a curated record